Molecule: messenger RNA, 3667 nt
Organism: Capsicum annuum
Lineage: Eukaryota; Viridiplantae; Streptophyta; Magnoliopsida; Solanales; Solanaceae
Product: alpha-xylosidase 1
Exons: 3
Coding region: 674-3463 (929 amino acids)
Biological process (GO): carbohydrate metabolic process
Molecular function (GO): carbohydrate binding; hydrolase activity, hydrolyzing O-glycosyl compounds
Source: RefSeq, a predicted model, not a curated record
GCCAAUAUUUAUGUCAGUAAUACAAUUUGAAAUAUGAAAAUUUGAGUUUUUUUGAAAUUAUAUUUGGAAUGCAUCUUGCUUUAAAAAAGAUUAAAGUUUUGUGAAGUCCAAAAAUUUGAAAAAUUGGUCUGAACCAGCUUUCCUUCCUUAUAAUAUGAUAAGGAUAGCGAGUUUAUCCCUUAUAUAGUUAUCUAAAAUAUUAAAAAAUUCCACUAAAAUUAUUUUUAAUUUAUUAUAUUCUUUAUAUGAUGAUUCAACUAUUGAAAAGAUUUCACUAUACUCAAUAUUGAAUCUUUUUCUAAAAAAAGUAACUUUAGCAAAAAAAUUCUUGUUUGAUCAAACGAUAGUGAGUUUAUCCCUUAUAUAUGAUCAUCCAAAUAUUAAAAUAAUUUCACUAAAAUUACUUUUAAAUUAUUAUUUCUUAUAUGAUCAUUCAAUUAUCAAAAAGAUUUCACUAUACUUAUUAUUGAAUCUUUUUCUAAAAAUAAUUUUAGCAAAAUUUUCUCAAUACUUGAAUAACCAUACAAAUUUAUUAUCUUGAACACUAGUAGCUAAGUGCACCCACUGUAUGUCAUAUAAAUCUACAAACCCCUAACAGUUGCUCUUGUAAAGUGCCCACAUAGUGAGGCCUCACAUUCUUUUUCUUCAUAGCUUAGCAAAAAUAGCAAACACAAUGAAGUUUUCUUUUUCCUUCUCAUUAAUACACUUGUUGUUAGUCUUGAUAAUAUGCAUAACUUGUGUAAAUUUGGUUCAGACAACUCCAACUAAGAUUGGUAAUGGCUAUAGUUUGAUAGCCAUUGAAGAGUCACCAGAUGGUGGUCUUAUUGGUUACCUUAAAGUUAAGAAGAAAAACAAUGUUUAUGGUCCUGAUAUUCCUGACUUGCAGCUCUAUGUCAAGCAUGAGUCCGAUAAUCGAUUGAGGAUUCAUAUAACAGAUGCAGAGAAGCAAAGAUGGGAAGUACCAUAUAAUUUACUACCAAGAGAAUCAGCUCCAUCACUCAAACAAACAAUUGGCAAAUCAAGAAAAAGCCAAUUUCCCCUUGGUUCCUCACAAUACUCAGGAAAUGAGUUAAUGUUUAGUUACACAACUGAUCCAUUCACAUUUUCUGUGAAAAGAAAAUCAAAUGGGCAAACACUUUUCAACACAAGUAGUGAAGAUUCAGACCCUUAUAGCAACUUGGUAUUUAAAGAUCAAUAUCUUGAAAUAUCAACGAAGUUACCUAAAGAUGCUUCACUAUAUGGUCUAGGUGAAAAUACACAACCCCAUGGUAUUAAAAUUUACCCAAAUGACCCUUACACAUUGUACACAACAGAUCAAUCAGCAAUCAAUUUGAACAUGGAUUUGUAUGGUUCACAUCCAAUGUACAUGGAUAUGAGAAAUGUGAAAGGUGAAGCUUAUGCACAUGCAGUUUUGUUGUUGAAUAGUAAUGGUAUGGAUGUGUUUUACAGAGGGAAUUCAUUGACAUACAAAGUCAUUGGUGGUGUUUUGGACUUUUACUUCUUUGCUGGUCCUACACCUCUUGCUGUUGUUGAUCAAUAUACUCAAUUCAUAGGCAGGCCAGCUCCUAUGCCCUAUUGGUCCUUUGGUUUCCAUCAAUGCAGAUGGGGUUACCACAACUUAUCUGUAAUUGAAGAUGUUAUUGCCAAUUACAAGAAAGCCAAAAUCCCUCUUGAUGUUAUAUGGAAUGAUGAUGAUCAUAUGGAUGGGAAAAAAGAUUUCACCCUCAACCCUGUCAAUUACCCUGGGCCAAAGUUGAGAGCAUUCUUGGAGAAAAUUCAUGCUGAAGGAAUGCACUAUGUUGUGAUCAAUGAUCCGGGAAUCGGUGUUAACAAAAGUUAUGAUACUUACCAAAGAGGUAUAGCCAAUGAUGUCUUCAUCAAGUACGAGGGAAAGCCGUUUAUAGCACAAGUUUGGCCUGGUGCCGUUCACUUCCCUGACUUCCUCAACCCGAAAACAGUUGAGUGGUGGGGUGAUGAGAUUCGCCGGUUCCAUGAACUUGCUCCUAUUGAUGGACUUUGGAUUGAUAUGAAUGAAGUUUCUAACUUUUGUACUGGUUUGUGUACGAUCCCGGAGGACAGGAUAUGUCCUAAUGGCACUGGUCCUGGUUGGAUUUGUUGCUUGGAUUGCAAGAAUGUAACGAAAACAAAGUGGGAUGAUCCGCCUUACAAGAUAAAUGCUUCCGGAAUACAAGCUCCCAUCGGGUACAAAACGAUUGCCACAAGUGCAACUCAUUACAAUGGAGUUAGGGAAUAUGAUGCUCAUAGUCUUUAUGGUUUCUCUGAGACCAUUGCUACUCACAAGGGUCUUCAAGCGUUAGAGGGAAAACGUCCUUUCAUAUUGUCACGCGCCACAUUUGUUGGUUCGGGACAUUAUGCUGCACAUUGGACAGGGGACAACAAAGGAACUUGGGAGGAUUUGAAGUAUUCAAUCUCUACUGUCAUGAACUUUGGUAUGUUUGGUGUUCCGAUGGUUGGUUCAGACAUAUGUGGGUUUUAUCCCGCGGCUCCACCUUUAGAGGAGCUUUGCAACCGUUGGAUUGAAGUAGGCGCGUUCUAUCCCUUUUCAAGGGAUCACGCGAACUACUAUUCACCAAGACAAGAGCUUUACCAAUGGAAAAGUGUGGCUAAGUCUGCGCGUAAUGCUUUAGGAAUGAGAUACAAAUUGCUACCGUAUUUCUACACCUUGAACUACGAAGCACACAAAACUGGUGCACCAAUUGUAAGGCCGCUAUUCUUCACUUUCCCGAACAUUCCAGAGCUUUACGAGUUGAGCACUCAAUUCUUGGUAGGAAGCAGCGUCAUGGUCUCUCCGGUGCUAGAAAAGGCUAAAACUAAGGUCAGCGCGCUCUUUCCUCCAGGGACUUGGUACAGUUUAUUCGACAUGACACAAGCCAUUGUCUCGAAAGAACCACACUACCGCUCACUUGAUGCACCAUUGAACGUAGUCAACGUGCAUUUGUACCAAAACACCAUAAUUCCAAUGCAACGCGGUGGGAUGCUAACAAAGCAUGCACGAAUGACACCUUUCACCAUCAUCGUGGCCUUCCCACUCGGGGCAUCACAAGGUGAAGCCAAAGGAAACCUUUACCUCGACGAGGAUGAGCUUCCAGAGAUGAAACUAGGUAAUGGGAAGUCAACAUACAUGGAUUUCUACGCGACAGCAACCAAUGGAACAGUGAAGAUUUGGUCCGAAGUUCAAGAAAGUAAAUACGCGUUGGAUAAAGGUUGGUAUAUCGAAAAGGUUACUGUGUUAGGAUUGAAUGCAAUUGGAGGUGCAUUUGAGAUUCUUUCAGAUGGAACUAAAGUUGAAGAUACAUCAAAGGUGGCAUUUGCAAGUGAAGAGCACAAGUAUAUAGACAAAUUGGAAGAUGGAGGUCACAAGAAGAGUAUGAUGCUAGAUAUUAAAGGACUAGAGUUACCAAUUGGUAAAAACUUUGCUAUGUCUUGGAAAAUGGGGAAUUAACUUUAGUUUAUAAAAUUUGUGUGGAUAAAAUUGCCUAUGUCUUUAGUCUAAAGGAGGAGAUUAAAGUUUAAAAUGAGCCUUUUUGAUUUCCUUUUUAUUCAUACAAAUAGGCAAUAACAGAUUUAAGUGUAUCAUUGAUAUAUGUUUCUGUUAAGAGUUGUUUCUUUCUGUUUCCAAGAAAUCAAAUCAAAGUGUUUUAGCAAA